Paracoccidioides lutzii Pb01 is the source of this 4977-nucleotide messenger RNA. Its product is annotated as DNA replication ATP-dependent helicase dna2. The transcript is spliced from 4 exons. Gene Ontology annotation, cellular component: cytoplasm. Gene Ontology annotation, molecular function: single-stranded DNA helicase activity; 5'-flap endonuclease activity. The record is from RefSeq and is a predicted model, not a curated record. The coding region runs from base 1 to 4977 and encodes 1658 amino acids. Gene Ontology annotation, biological process: replication fork reversal.
AUGCCAGGAGAUGCUUUUGCGAUAUCGUCGAAUUCGAGAUCGAAACUAAAUGCAUUUCGAUAUGUUCCGACUGCACGACAGCAGCCUGAAAACAUGCCAAUUUCGCUCGAGCGCAGCCGUGAUGACCCCAUCGUGCUACCCGUGGACAAGGAAAACCAGAAGGUAAAAACCGAAGCAGGAGAUAGAGGAUUGCCAGUUCCCAUUACGCAACCGAAUGGGAUGAAGCAUCAAGAUACUCAGCCAGAAAAAGCUCUUCCUCAAACUCCGGUACACAGAAUCCCACUCGCCGACCUGAUCAGCAAUACGGAGGAAGCUUUCAGCAGGGCCCCUGGAAAGGUCAUUACCCCCGAAGACCAUGUAUUUUGGAAGCACGAGCCAUGCAGCAUGGAUUACAGGGAUUCCUCAAGGUCACCAAGCACAAGAGGACAAAAGCGUCAUCGAAGCGCAUCACCAGCCAGCUCCCCUCUCGGACGGGAUUUGAAGAGCAGCAAACCGAGUCCACUGCCUCCUCAAAAGCUUUUGAAAACGCCCCAACAUGACAUUGCUGCCGACCUUUGGAGUAAAUAUAUCGGAAAGAGCACUGGGAAACCUGAUGGCGAUGAUCCACAAUCUCAAUUCUCUCAUCUCAUCUCAUCAUCACCUCAAACCCCUGCGCCUGGCCGAUUAGGCAAAGAAUCACCCGCCCUCCGUAGAUCAAUCAGUUGCAAUGUAUACUGGCCAACUUCCAAUACGAAAAGAAGGAGAGUUGACAAUGAACAGCAGGCUGCAAACAGAGUUCGAAACAUAUUCGCUGGAUCGCGAAGCUCUCUACUGGGCCCAGGAACUUCAAAGUCAUCUAAAAUCAACCUCUUGGUGGGGAAAAUUCAGGAAACCCUUUUGAAUUUGCCAAGGGAGGAAAUCACAGGUCCGUCUAGCUCCACUCCUUUGCCAGAGAGGUCUGGUAAUAUGGCAGAACUCCCAAGACCACCAUCAAAGCCAGCAAACAUAAAUGAAAACAACCCAAUGAAUACGCCGUCCAGGAGCUCAAGGAGAGUGAUUCCCAAAGAUGCUGUUGACAACAAAGAUGUCGAUACCAACCAAGACUUGUCUGUCAUGUCCGAGUUUGAUGAUGAUGAUUUAGAUGAUGACUUUCUAGAGUUUGCUGGAACUGCGGAUAACCAAAACACGACGGCUCAUCCGGAGGCUGGAGUUCUCCUUAACACCAAACAGUCUCAAAAGCCCACGCAAGUCAUGCCUACGAUGGUUACCGCCCAUGACAGUCCCGAUACCAAUUUUCGACAGAAACAUCAUACACAACUAAUUCCACACAUUUCACCUUCCAAUAACAAUCCCAAUGAAGUUAAUGAAUUUUACGAUAGCGACGACGAGUUUCCGGACGGAAUGGAAGAAGUCCUAGCACAAUACGAUAUGAAAGAGUUGCCAGAUUCUGAGAAACAGCGAAACAGGUCUCUAGAGGGACGCUUGGCGCCAGACACAGAAGAAGCCGCAGCAGCGUGGAAGGGUGAAAACAAUACCACUUCAGUGGAUGGCGGAGUGUCUCUUUCUGGUGAUGAAUUUGAUGAGGACAUUGACUUGGAGUCCAUUGAAAGUGCAAUGAGAAAGACUGCCAGUACAGGUUUUGCAAGUCAAGUAUUGUUUGUCGAGGAGGAGAAAACGAAAAUCAAUCGAGCUAUCACUCUACGGGAGUCCUGGUUUGACACUCCUUGCACAAAAGGAUCGUAUAUUCACCUCAUCGGAAGCUUUGACCCUACCGGACAAUGUGUAGUGAAUAACUCCGAUAAUAUUAUAAUUCUUCACCCGGAUCAUCUGCUCUCCGCCACAGUGGUUGCGGACUCGUUUACAUGUCAGCGCCGUGCUGUUCUACAGGACCGCGUGAAAGCCACCAGUGAAGCCAACAAGCCUCAAGUAUACGGUCAUAUUCUUCAUGAAAUAUUCCAAGCCGCCAUGACCGCGAAUCGCUGGGAUCUACAGUGGUUGCGUGAAGUCAUAUCGCGGACAUUGGAACGCUAUGUGGAGAGUUUGUAUGAAAUUCAAGUCGAUUUCCCUGAAGCCACCGAGUACUUAAUGAGCAAAAUGCCCUCCUUAAGAUCGUGGGCAGAUAUGUUCGUUCGUUCUCGCCCUACAACCGAAUCGAUCAUGGAAGACAGGAACGGCACCAGCUCGCGUAUGAGUAUCAACAAGCUUCUGGAAGUUGAGGAACAUAUCUGGUCUCCAAUGUAUGGCUUGAAGGGCAACAUAGAUGCAACUGUACAGGUUGUUGUCCAGGAAGGAACAGAACAAAAGACUCUUACUGUUCCACUCGAGGUGAAAACGGGGCGAAACAACACCAACGAGGCUCACAGGGCACAAACAGCGUUAUACACUCUACUACUUUCCGAUCGAUACGAUAUCGAUGUGACUUUUGGAAUACUUUAUUAUCUUGAAGUAACCAAGACUUCCCGAGUUCGAGCUAUCCGAACUGAAAUUCGACAAAUGAUUCAGCAACGCAACCGGCUCUCUGAAUUUGUAUGUCAAACAUCAAAACUGCCUCCGAUGCUUAAAAAACCACGGAUAUGCAACCAGUGUUAUGCCAAAAAUGCGUGUUUCACCUACCACAAAAUUAUGGAUAACGGAGAUGGAGAGACCAGCGAGUUGGGAAACAGCUUCCUUGAAGUUGUUGGGCAUCUUACUCCGUCCCACCAAGUCUUUUUUAAGAAAUGGGAUGCCCUUUUAACCAUGGAAGAGAGAGAUAUAAUGAAAUUCCGGCGAGAAUUAUGGACCAUGUUAAGCAGUGAACGUGAAGCCGUUGGUCGCUGCUUUGGCAACAUUAUGGUCGAGCCGGGGUCGGCUUAUGAAGAAACCGAUGCGCCAAAAAUCAGCCGUUUCAGGUAUACAUUUUUCAAACACCAGCCGCCUGCGAACUUCUCUUUCGGGGACUCGCAACUCAGUGUCGGGGACCCUAUUGUCGUUUCUGAUGAAAAAGGACAUUUCGCACUCGCAGACGGUUACGUCACGCAUAUUAGCCGCAAACGAAUUUCAGUCACGCUUGACCGGAGGCUCCAUAAUGCCCGAACAAGAUGUUCCAAUUUCGAUGCAGACCGACAUCAAGCCUUUAUAGGAAUUAUGGAGGUUGUUGAAACUGGUGGACGCGAAUCGACAAUAUCUCCUGAAAAAGCUGAGGAUAAAAACAUGUAUCGGCUAGACAAGGACGAAUUCAGCAGUGGCAUGGCCACUGUUCGUAAUAAUCUUGUUUGCAUGAUGGAUAAUACUAUGCUCCAAGCUAAGCGGCUUAGAGAUGUUAUUAUCGAUGGCCGUGCACCUUCUUUCAAGCCCACUUCUUCGUCGACCGUAUCAAGUCUUGCUAACGCGGAGCUCAAUGUUGACCAAAAACAAGCCAUCAACAAAGUGAUGAGGGCAAAUGAUUAUGCCCUAGUGUUAGGAAUGCCAGGGACAGGAAAAACAACCACUAUAGCCCACAUUAUCCGGGCUCUUGUUUCCCAAGGGAAAAGCGUUCUUCUAACCUCAUAUACCCAUACAGCUGUUGAUAAUAUUUUGUUGAAGAUAAAGGACGAUAAUAUCCGCACUCUGAGGCUUGGUGCUACGACAAAAAUCCACCCGGAUGUUCAAAAGUUUGCUGACUUGGCGGCCACCCCCAAGAAGACAAUUGAGGAAUUAAGAGACAUAUACGAAAAUUCCCUUGUUGUGGCAACCACUUGCUUGGGAAUUAACCAUCCUAUCUUUAACAAUCGCAUUUUCAACUACUGUAUUGUCGACGAGGCGUCUCAAAUUACUCUUCCAGUUUGCUUGGGCCCCAUUCGUAUGGCGAAAGCAUUUAUCCUCGUUGGGGACCAUUACCAGUUGCCGCCACUCGUUCAGGAUAAGGAAGCACAAGAAGGCGGAUUAGAUGUGAGCUUGUUCAAGCUUCUCUGUGACUUGCAGCCAGCAUCUGUCGUCAACUUGGAACACCAAUAUCGAAUGUGCGAAGAUAUAAUGCUCCUUUCAAACACCCUCAUCUACUCCGGACAUCUCAAGUGUGGCACCCCAGCAGUUGCGUCAAGUUACCUCAAAAUCCCCAACCUCAAUGGCUUAAAACAACACCAUGUAAAUUCAUCGUCUUUACCCUCAAAUAUCCGAUCCCCGUGUCUAGGCUCCCGCUAUGGACAUUGUUGGAUCCGCGAUUUGCUCGAUCCCGUCGCAAAAGCGCGACUUGUCAACACCGAUUUCCUCGUACCUCAGGCCAAAGAGUUUUCAAAAGGAUCCCGCAUCAUCAACUCUAUCGAAGCCACUCUUUGCGCACAACUGGUCGACUCUUUCAUUUCCGUUGGCAUACCCGCCCGAGAUAUCGGUGUCAUAACUCUUUACCGAAGUCAACUAGCCCUCCUGAAACAAAACCUCCGCCACUAUCUGCCUGAUCUGGAAAUGCACACUGCAGAUCGGUUCCAGGGACGCGAUAAAGAAAUUAUCAUUAUGAGUUGCGUCCGCAGCAACUCCGAGCGGAAUGUAGGGGAGCUGUUUCGUGACUGGAGACGUGUUAAUGUUGCCUUCACUCGCGCGAAAACAAAGCUUCUUAUUAUUGGGAGCAAGGAUACACUCCGUGAUGGCAAUGAGUUGCUGGGGAAAUUCGUCGAGCUUAUGGAUGGGAAGGGAUGGACGUAUGAUUUGCCUCCGGCGGCUGUGGAAAGCCAUGUGUUUGAAAGUUUUGACAAUGGGCCAACGCAGUUGAGUCCAAUGAAAGGGACGGAUAAAGCACCAUUGCCGCCGUCGAUAAACAACAAGUUGAAGAGGAGCCCGAUAAAGAAAAGCCCGCGAAAGAGGAUCUCCACUAAUGAACAGAGUCCCUUGAAAGGUAAACAGCGAGUUGCGCUAAGUCCGAUCAAACAUGAGCAGACACCUAUUGGCUUUAAGAGGCCACAAAAAAUAGGUUGGAAAGCACUGGAUGGCGCCAAGAUUGUGGCGACAAGACCAGUUCUGAGAGAUGUGCUGAAUGAUUUGAAUUAG